UCAAUAUUAGCCAAAUAAGUUUCUUGGAUCCAUCGCGGUACCAUGCCCUCCGUUUGUUCAACAAUGACCAUCCAAGUAGAUUGAGGCCAGCUUUGAAGAGUAAAAUCAUGUUAAUUUAGCAAAAAAAAAAAAUAGCGGAUUAAAUUCAUUUUCUAACAUUCCAGAAUGUCCAUCAUCAAACAUGCUGUUUACAGUGAAAAUAUUCUCAACAGAAGAACCGUACUUCUGUCCCGCGGUGUUUAUUAGUGCGGAUUCGCUACUGGCUCCGGCGCUGUGCCUGAAAGUAAUGCAACCGAUCGAGGAUCACCCAUCAAGUCACAUGUUUGUUAUGGUCGAUGCAGAGCAUGUUUUCUAUUACGAGGGAGGCCGACGGUACAUCAAUAAGAUCUUCUAUCAUCCGAAGCUAGAGGAUGAGCCAGCAUACCACAACGUGGCAGUAGUGAAGCUGCGCAAUGCAAUCCGAGAAACGGUUACUCCAAAUGGCCAGAGUAUUGUCGCGUGCCUUUGGUCGGAGGCAAAGCUGCGAAGUGAAAAAGUAUACCUAGGCGAAUGGUUCAAAUACCAACCUGAACAAAAUGCUGCCUUCCGAUGGGUCGAUCUUCCAGUCAUCACGAGGAAAGAGUGCCGGGAGGAGCUUUCGAAAAGUAAGGUAAACAUUCCAGAGUUCGACCGAGGCAUAGUAGAAACGCAGCUCUGUGUGAAAGAUAAGAAAAACCAUACAAUGAUUGAAUUCUGUGAAGCUCGUACUUCCGGGCCACUGUUCAUGAUGCUAGGAAGCACCGUAUAUGUAGUCGCGAUGCCUACAGUACACAUUAAUGACUGCAAUGUGCAGGUGGAGGUGUUCAAUCGCAUAUCGUCGUUUCUAGACUGGAUCGAAGCUAUCGUGUGGCCUCAUCUAGACUCCGUAUAGAAUCAUUGAGUUCUCAUUGUUGGGCUACUAUAAACUCAAUGGUUGGUUGAAAUUUUUCUCCUGCUGAAUGAUUAAAAAUGGGAAAAUUAGUAGCAAUAAAAAUUAU
Molecule: messenger RNA, 1016 nt
Organism: Anopheles nili
Lineage: Eukaryota; Metazoa; Arthropoda; Insecta; Diptera; Culicidae
Product: serine protease Hayan-like
Exons: 4
Coding region: 182-910 (242 amino acids)
Biological process (GO): proteolysis
Molecular function (GO): serine-type endopeptidase activity
Source: RefSeq, a predicted model, not a curated record